Messenger RNA from Daktulosphaira vitifoliae (grape phylloxera), 1225 nucleotides. Its product is annotated as sugar transporter SWEET1-like. Gene Ontology annotation, cellular component: membrane. The record is from RefSeq and is a predicted model, not a curated record. Gene Ontology annotation, biological process: carbohydrate transport. The transcript is spliced from 6 exons. The coding region runs from base 296 to 940 and encodes 214 amino acids. Lineage: Eukaryota; Metazoa; Arthropoda; Insecta; Hemiptera; Phylloxeridae. Gene Ontology annotation, molecular function: sugar transmembrane transporter activity.
AAUAAUUUGUUUAGAUUGGCUCCAAUUUACGAAACUAUUAUGUUUGUCGAAGGCUAAUUGGUAUUAUUGAAGUGUUGCCAUUUAUAGGUUAAUAUUUCAUUCAUGUUAUCUCAAAAAAUUUAAUAAUUUUGCUAUAUCAAAUUAAUCUUAUAUUUUCUUGUGAGUUUUGUUUCAUUAAAUUACAUUGUAAACAUAGUUUUUGUUUUUUAAAUUCUGAUUAAAUUUCAAAAGAAUACCUUAAUAAUAAUUAUUCAUACUAUUCUGACUUAUAAAAGUUUAAUAAAAAUUCUUCAAAAUGAGUGGCGAUGGCCUUGCAGAUAUUAUUGGUAAAGUUGCUGCUGUAGCAACUGUUGGAACUUUUUUUGCCCCAGUUGUUAUAUGCUGGGAUAUCAUAAAAAAGAAAAGUACUGUUAAUGUAGAUCCUACCCCAUUUAUUGGUGGUAUGGCAAUAUCAAUUUUAAUGAUCAAAAAUGGAAUUCUCAUGAAUGAUCCAAACAUUAUUCCUGUUAACAUUUUUGGUUUGGUUUUGAAUUUAAUUUAUUUUUUGGUGUACUAUUUAUAUACAGCUAAUAUGGGUCCAGCAAUGUCUAUGUUAAAAAAGGUAUCUCUUUUCACUGCUAUAUUAUGGUGGUAUACAAUGUUAGAAGAUGAAAAACUAGUAGAGUAUCGCUUUGGCGUAAUUUUAACUGUAUUAAUGCUUAUACUUAUUGGAUCACCUUUAUUUUCCCUAAAUGAAAUCAUUAAAAAACAAGAUUCAUCAAUGUUACCAUUCCCAAUGAUAUCAUCUGGUAGUGUUGUUGCAUGUUUGUGGCUUAUAUAUGGACUUUUGAUUGACAACAUAUUUAUAAAAGUUCAAAAUGGUGUGGCUCUAAUAUUAUGUGCAGUUCAAUUAGUUUUAAUUUAUAAAUAUCCUAAAAAAGAUGGCAAGAAAAGUGAUUAAUAAAUUACCUAGUUACCAAUGAUUUAUUAUUAUUGUAGAUUAUUUAAUAAAAAUUAACCAAACAUAUUGUGAUUUUAAAAUAUUGUAUUCCAUCUUGCCAUGUUAAGUUUUAAAAAACUUGUUAAUUAUACAAAAUGUGAUUAAUUUUUAUUUAUUUAGUUUAAAUGUAUAUUAUUUUUCUGUUGAUUAAGUAUGUAAUGUGAAUCAAAUGUAAACAGUAACAUAAAUUAAAUACUCCUAUUUAACUAUAGAACAUUCUAAAAAAAAUUGUUUUAAUAUGCUUUU